This is a messenger RNA of Penicillium oxalicum, 1389 nucleotides long. Its product is annotated as WD40 repeat domain-containing protein. The record is from RefSeq and is a predicted model, not a curated record. The transcript is spliced from 3 exons. The coding region runs from base 1 to 1389 and encodes 462 amino acids. Gene Ontology annotation, molecular function: protein binding. NCBI's taxonomy places the organism in Eukaryota, Fungi, Ascomycota, Eurotiomycetes, Eurotiales, Aspergillaceae.
AUGAGCCAGCUCCUCACGGCGCGACAGGCGGAGGAGCUGCACAAGGCAAUGAUUGCCUAUCUGAGCGCCGCGAACCUGCCGCAGACGUGCGCCGCCCUACGAGAGGAACUUGGCGAUUCGGUCUCCGUGGAAGAUGCUACAUUGAAAAAAUAUGAGGGUCUGCUGGAAAAGAAAUGGACCAGCGUCGUGAGGCUACAGAAAAAGAUUAUGGACCUUGAGACGCGAAUUGCCAGCCUGCAGACUGAAUUGGACACCGCCACACCUACAUCUCUCUCUCGAAGAAACCAAGAUCCGGCAUCGUGGUUACCUCGAGCUCCGGCGCGCCACAACCUCGAGUCGCAUCGGUCGGGUGUGAACUGCGUGGCGUUCCACCCUAUUUUCUCCUCACUCGCAUCGGGUUCCGAAGACAGUACGAUCAAGAUUUGGGACUGGGAGCUGGGUGAAUUGGAGCGGACAAUCAAGGGUCACACGAGAGCGGUGCUCGAUGUAGACUAUGGCGGGCCUCGCGGGGGAACCCUUCUGGCCUCAUGCUCAUCUGACUUGACGAUCAAGUUGUUUGAUCCAGCGGAUGAAUACAAGAACAUUCGCACUCUGCCUGGUCAUGACCAUAGUGUCUCGGCAGUGCGAUUCAUUCCAUCCGGAGCCGCAGGGUCUCCCAUGUCGGGCAACUUGUUGGUUUCUGCGUCCCGUGAUAUGACACUACGCAUAUGGGACGUGACCACUGGGUACUGUGUGAAGACUUUACAGGGCCACUCCGCAUGGGUACGAGAUGUAGCGCCCUCGCCAGACGGGCGCUUCUUGUUCUCUGCCGGAGAGGACCAGGUUCCUCGACUAUGGGAUAUAUCGUCUGGGGAAUCCAAGGCCACGUUCCUGGGCCACGAACAUGUGAUUGAAUGUGUUGCCUUUGCUCCUACGACGAGCUAUCCAUAUCUUGCACCUUUGGCGGGACUCAAGAAACCGCCUCCAUCUUCAUCAUCUGCGGAAUUUGUGGCGACUGGCUCUCGAGACAAGACCAUUCGAUUGUGGGAUGCACGGGGAAAUUUGAUCAAAACAUUGGUGGGCCAUGAUAACUGGGUGCGAGCAUUGGUCUUCCAUCCUGGAGGCAAGUAUCUCCUCUCGGUAGCAGACGACAAGACUCUUCGGUGCUGGGAUCUCACUCAGGAGUGCAAAUGUAUUCGCACGAUCAUGGCCCAUGAUCACUUUGUGAGCUCGAUUCGAUGGGCACCACCGUUGAUCAAAGAGACCAACACCAACGGCGCCACCGGGGCGAAUGGGGACCCUACGUCCAGUACGGCCAAGGACGAUCCCAAUGCGGCCAGCAAGAUGUCCAUUCGAUGUGUUCUUGCUACGGGGAGCGUUGACAUGAAAGUGCGGGUCUUCGCCUUAUGA